Molecule: messenger RNA, 3545 nt
Organism: Phragmites australis (common reed)
Lineage: Eukaryota; Viridiplantae; Streptophyta; Magnoliopsida; Poales; Poaceae
Exons: 1
Coding region: 292-3090 (932 amino acids)
Source: RefSeq, a predicted model, not a curated record
CAAUUAACUCCCCAUGCCACCCCCCCCCCUCCCUCUCCGUCCUCUCCCCUUCCUCUCACUCCUCUCUCUCCCCUUACGCUGCUCCAUUCCUUGAUCCAGAUUCCAUAGGGUUGAGGGCCCCAAUCCGAUCGUCCGUCUCCGCCGAUCCCCCAAACCCUAGGAGGAAUCCUGCUCCGCGUUGAAUUCGAUUGCGGGUUGAUUUGAUCCCGAGAAUUCGCGGAGGGGGCGGCGGCGGCGGCGAAUCGGAUGGUUUAGGAGGAAGGAAGAAAGAUAUCGGCUUUGUGGGCGGCCAUGCAUCUGUCGCUGUGGAAGCCGCUGUCCCACUGCGCCGCGCUGUUCCUGGACAAGAAGCACCGACCACCGCGGCCGGCGGCGGCGGGGGCUGGGGCGGGGUCGGGUGACGGGCGGCGGCUUCAGGAGAGCAAGCUCCGGGAGGCGCUGGAGGAGGCGUCAGAGGACGGGUGCCUCACCAAGUCCCGUGACGCGGCGCUCCUCGACGGGGACGGCGGGGAGGAGGGGUCCGUUGGGCGGUCGCGGUCGCUGGCCCGGCUGCACGCGCAGCGCGACUUCCUGCGCGCGACGGCCAUGGCCGCGGAGCGCGUGUUCCAGUCGCCGGGCGCGCUCCCGGUGCUCGAGGAGGCGCUCGCGACGUUCGUCGCCAUGUACCCCAAGUACGCGUCCUCCUCGGACGUGGACCGCCUCCGCGCCGACGAGUACCCGCACCUGGACAAGGUAUGCCUCGACUACUGCGGCUUUGGCCUCUUCUCCUAUCUCCAAAGCUGUAACCUUGGCGACUCGUCGGCGGCGUUCACGCUUUCGGAGAUCACUGCUAACCUCAGCAACCACGCGCUCUACGGCAGCGCCGAGAAGGGCACCUCCGAGUACGACAUCAAGAACCGCAUCAUGGACUACCUCAACAUCCCCGAGUCCGAGUACUGCCUCGUCUUCACGGUUAGCCGUGGCUCGGCGUUCCGGCUGCUCGCUGAGUGCUACCCCUUCGGCACCAAUAAGCGGCUGCUCACCAUGUUCGACCACGAGUCCCAGUCGGUGAAUUGGAUGGCGCAGGCCGCACGCGACAAGGGGGCCAAGGCAUACUCCGCUUGGUUCAAGUGGCCCACUCUCAAGAUCUGCUCCACUGAGCUCCGGAAGCUGAUCUCCACCAAGAAGCGACGGCGCAAGAAGGAUUCCGCAACUGGGCUGUUCGUGUUCCCGGUGCAGUCGAGGGUGACCGGCGCAAAAUACUCGUAUCAGUGGAUGGCAUUGGCGCAGCAGAAUCACUGGCAUGUCCUGCUCGAUGCUGGUGCAUUGGGACCUAAGGAUAUGGAUUCGCUGGGGCUGUCGUUGUUUCGGCCAGACUUCAUUAUCACAUCAUUCUAUAGGGUUUUUGGGGCUGACCCGACGGGUUUUGGCUGCUUGCUGAUCAAGAAGUCGGUAAUGCCGUGCUUGCAGAGCCCGAGUGGCGGGACGGGGGCGGGAUUGGUUAGGAUUGUGCCGGUCUUCCCACAGUAUCUGAGUGAUUCAGUUGAUGGAUUUGAUGGUGUCCUGGAUGGGCUGGAGGAUGAUACUAUCAUUCCAAUUGAGGAGGGGUCAGCGUCGAACAGUCACCGUGCAUCCCAUUUGCCUGCAUUCUCGGGCGCAUAUUCAUCAGCACAGGUGAGGGAGGUGAUUGAGAGUGAAAUGGACGAGGACAGUUCAGAUAGGGAUGGUGCCAGCACGAUAUAUGAAGAGAAUGAGAGUGUUUCUGUUGGGGAGGUGAUGAAGAGCCCUGUGUUCAGUGAGGAUGAGUCAUCCGAGAACUCCUUCUGGGUUGAUUUGGGCCAGAGUCCACUUGGUUCAGAUCAUUCAGAGCAAUCAAGCAAGGGGAAAUUGGGCUCUCCAUUGCCAGCAUCCUGGUUUUCUGGUAGGAAGAAUGCAAAGAAGGCAUCGCCAAAGGUGCCAUCCAAACUGGUAAAGAGCCCUAUUCAUGACAACCAUGUUAUGUCCUUCGAUGCAGCUGUGAGGUCAGUAUCACAAGAGCCAGGGCCUGUGAAGGUUGUUCCAGAUGAAGAUCAUUCAUAUAAUGGCAUCAAGAAUGUCAUUCCUAUUAGUGAGAUUGAAGAAGAUCAAAAUGGUAAAGGAAACAAGAGGUUUGUAAAGUUCUCUUGUGCGAAUGGCUCCGCCAAAGGCAGCUCGGCCUCUGUUUUUGGGAGUUGUACCACCCGUGAGAAUGGCUCCACUUCGGAGAUUCUCUCAGAAAGUCAGGCGGAAACCAAAGAGAGUGCCAUCAGAAGGGAAACCGAAGGGGACUUCCGUCUACUGGGAAGGAGGGAGGCACACAACGGCAGAUUCAAUGGUGGAAGGCUCUUUGGAGUGGAAGAGUCAGAACAAGUGUCAAGUAUGGGGCACAAGGUAUCAUUCACUACGGAUGAUAGCAGGCUCUGUCGUAAUUCAGAUGCUGGGGAAACAUCUGGGUAUGCAAUGGCAGAUGAUGAUGAUGCAUACAGUGACUAUGAUGAGACUCAGGAAGGCAGGCGAGAGCCAGAAAUUAUCUGCAAACAUCUUGAUCAUGUGAACGUGCUUGGCCUUAGUAAGACCACACUUAGGUUGCGUUGCCUGAUCAAUUGGUUGGUGACCUCACUGCUGCAGCUCCGGUUGCCUGAUUCAGGGGAUGGUGAAGGGGUACCACUUGUUUAUAUCUAUGGUCCGAAGAUCAAAUAUGAACGAGGAGCAGCAGUUGCAUUCAAUGUAAAGGACUGCAGCACUGGAACCUCCCUGAUCAAUCCUGAAAUGGUACAGAAACUGGCAGAAAAAGAAGGCCUCUCUCUGGGCGUUGGGUUUCUAAGUCAUAUACGCCUCACGGACAACCAGAAACAUGGGGCGGCUGAUGUGGGGCUCAGUUCUUCCUUGUGUCAGCCUACGUCGAGCGGUCGCCGUGAAAAGAAAAAUAGCAAAAAUGCUAUUAUUGGGAUUGAAGUGGUUACUGCUUCUCUUGGGUUCCUUACAAAUUUUGAGGAUGUCUACAGGUUGUGGGCAUUUGUUGCAAAAUUUCUGGAUUCAUCAUUUCUUGAGCGAGAGAGACUAUCAUCUAUUCCUGAGGAUGCAGAAAGAUAGUAUUACAGGAUUUUGGCUUAUGGCUAUUGCAGCUACUUCAUAAAUACAGAAGGAAGGUGGCGACAGUGUAAUUGAGAGGAGGAUAAAAGAAGAGAUGUCAAAGCGUUUCUGAGUAUCUCUCUUGUAUCCAAAUGUCUCCACUUGGCAUUAGAGGGUAAUACUUGGUGGUGCGGCUGGUAUAUUUCUUCAUUCUUCCUUUUCCCUUUUCUAGGUAUGCAACUUUUUUGCUUGUAGAUUUUGUUGAUCUAUGUGUAUCGCCUAAUUAUUUUGAGGAGCAUCCUUUCCAUGUACUCGUUUGUAAAUUGGCUUCAUUGGCCAUGAAGUACACUCGCUUGUAUGAUUCUUGCAACAUGAAUAGCAUGCUGAUAGGUGAUUCUGCCCUUUUCAGUUCUGCUGUUGAAUCCUCUACUGUUCCAGUAUGCUACAGUGCUGUGAUUAAUUCACCGAUUUAAGUA